AUGUUUUCGCACCGCAAGGUGCUGGCUACUAUCUCGACAUGUGACCUGACGAGUAGGGGGCAACCCCCGACACUGAGCAAGGAGUCAGGAGAGGCCGGACCUCUUGCGAGAGCUUCGGCAGGUCUCGGAAUCCUACCUCUGUGGAAGAAGCCAACAGAUAUGAGCUGCCUUCGGGCGACUCUGACAGGCCGAAAGGUCCUUGGCAGAUUUUGCUCACAGGCACCACAUGCGGUCGCGGCCCUCACUUUUACCGGUGCAGGCCGGGUCGAGAGUAACGUAGCCGACACGCCCGUAUCUGCUGAGAAGGAAUCGUCUUCCUGGGCUUUUGUUGCAUCCCUUGAUCUCAGCAUGGUGCGCGGCAUGAAAAAAUCGGCGUGA
Messenger RNA from Cucurbitaria berberidis CBS 394.84, 378 nucleotides. RefSeq lists its product as uncharacterized. The record is from RefSeq and is a predicted model, not a curated record. NCBI's taxonomy places the organism in Eukaryota, Fungi, Ascomycota, Dothideomycetes, Pleosporales, Cucurbitariaceae. Bases 1 to 378 code for a protein of 125 amino acids. The transcript has a single exon.